AUCGUAUGCAUAACGAUACUACCUUGGUAUUCUGCGCGUUGCACCAAGACUGUAUACGGAGGCAUGGUCUUGAUAAAACGUCCCUCAUCGACACCAGGCUGGGUGUACGGAGUAUGACCUGCCAGUCAACGACAUUGCGUUCUUGGGUAUAGAAUGAUCGUGCUUUCUUGCACCUCGACACACCUUUCGCAUUGAUCGCCGAGAACAACGCCAUCAUGUGGUUGUUGGCACUUGGCGCACUCGCCAUUGUCCUAGUGUGGCUGGUUAGAGUCAACUCGGCCAUGCACAGCGUACCGGAGGAGGUCCGAAAGCUGUCACCUCGCCGUUGGACUAACGAUGAGCUCUGGGACACGUAUAACCGCCUAAAACAGACGCCGAUCGACUUUCGCAAACUCUUGCCGCCCCGGCUGGAAAGGCGCUAUGUUGUCGUUGGCGGGUCCGGGCUUGUCGGGGGAGACAUAGUCUUACAGCUUCUCCAGCGCGGCGAGUCCCCUGAGAGCAUCCGCGUCGUCGACUUUGUGCCGCUCAACCGGCGGGACAUGUUGGACGCGGCGGCUGGCUGUGACUUUGUGAAGGCCGACAUAACUUCCAGGUCGUCCGUAGAGGCAGCCUUCGCCAGACCGUGGCCCGAAUCUGUGGCGGGGAGACCGCUGACAGUCUUCCAUACCGCCGCAAUUGUUCGGCCUCAAGAGCGCAGUCCCCUGAUAUACCAUCGUAUCAGCCGCGUGAACCGGGAUGGUGCCAUCAACGUUCUUGAAGCUGCCAAGGCAGCCGGCGCCGACAUUUUCAUAGCCACAUCUUCAGCAUCCUGCAGCAUCAUUCCUCCGGGGUGGUGGGUCUGGCCGUGGCAGAGCACGCCCGAGAACUACUUCCAGAUUGCCACCGAGAAAGACUUCUAUGCUCCCCUGCGCCCGCACAACCGCUUCUUCUCCAAUUAUGCCCGCGCCAAAGCCGAGGCUGAGCGCGCCGUCUGCGCCGCAAACCAAGAAGGCUUCCGGACUGGCACCGUCCGCCCGGGCAACCCCAUCUACGGACAGAAGUCUGACCCCGUUGUCGGGAUACUUCUCCGCAUGGGUGACAACGUGUCUUGGAUCCCCCACAUAGUCCAGAACUUCGUCAACUCCCGCAACGUCGCGCUCGCCCACCUGCAGUUCGAAGCCGUGCUCGCCCAGACCGACAAGCCCAUGCCGACCUGCGCAGGUCGCACCUUCAAUGUGACGGACGAGGGCCCGCCACCGGCCUUCGCCGACAUCUACGCCGCGACGCAGGGGCUGUCGGCCACGCGCGUCCGCGUGACGUUCCAGAACCCGCUGGUCCUGUUCCUCCUCGCCCACGCCGUCGAGGCGUGGUGUCUCCUCCUGGCGCGUCUUCCCUUCCUGACCAAGCUGGGACUGAGGGAGCCGAGCGGACCGCUCCACAUGCUCCAGCCGUCGGUCUGGAGCGUCGCCAUUCACGCCCUGAUAGACGACAGCCAGGCGAGGAAGAGCGUUGCCGAGGGGGGGAUUGGCUACCGAGCUGCCUGUACGACGUUGGAGGGUGUCUGCGAGGAGAUUCUGGAGUGGAAUCGGGAGCAUGAGGGUCACGGUGGUGGUGGCGGUGAUGCUGCGGUUAAAGAGGGCCCUGAUGGCAAGGUGGCUAAGGCGGCCUUGACUGCGAAAGGUGUCGUUGCGUGAAGCGUGGCCUGAAGACCGGUGGGCGAGUCUUGGCCGCAUCGAUAGGGUGGAACAACACUAGUGACUACCUAUGCCUGGUGGGAUGCCAACUCGCCUGGUAGGUUGCCUAAUCCAUAGCAGCAGCGCAUCAACAUUUGUGUUCUGAAUCUCCAGUGUCGGGAUGGGACGAAAAUGGA
This is a messenger RNA of Chaetomium strumarium, 1849 nucleotides long. RefSeq lists its product as uncharacterized. Gene Ontology annotation, molecular function: 3-beta-hydroxy-Delta5-steroid dehydrogenase (NAD+) activity. The transcript is spliced from 4 exons. NCBI's taxonomy places the organism in Eukaryota, Fungi, Ascomycota, Sordariomycetes, Sordariales, Chaetomiaceae. Gene Ontology annotation, biological process: steroid biosynthetic process. The record is from RefSeq and is a predicted model, not a curated record. The coding region runs from base 216 to 1673 and encodes 485 amino acids.